ACCGGAAGUACGUAGCGUUUCCCCGGGAAAGCUCGGUUUCUACGGGAGGCAGAAAGUUCACUGAAGUCGCUGAAGUCUCGAUAAUCAAUGGAGAAAAUAACUGAGAAACUUCUACUGGAGAAAGGCUCUCCAAAAACAAACAAACUGGAGCAAAUCAAGACACUGAAUUUAUCUAAGCUGGGGCUGAAGCUUCAGGACUUGCCAGUCCGGCUGCUGUCCUGUCUUCAGUCCCUCGAGCGGUGGGAUCUGUCCGGGAACCGACUGCAGGAGAUGCCCAGGAACCUGAGGCUGCCUUCGCUUCGCUACCUGGACCUCAGCGACAACCAGAUGGAGGAUGUUACAACUCUUGAGUCUCUGAGCAGUCUGGAAGAACUUAAGAUGGAGGACAACCUUUAUAUCACUGUGAGUGAUAAUAACAAGCUGAUGGUGUUGUUGCCCAACCUGAGGAUUUACAAUGGUAAAGAUGUCAGUACUACUGCCAACCACUUGCGCUACGUCUACAGUGAGAACCUGAGGACCAGGAUGAUUGCAGUUUGGGAGAAGAGCUUCCAUCUCCCGGAUCCCAUCACAGCAGAGAAACUGUCCACCUUGGAGACAGUCUUUGUCAACACUGCCUGUCAGCAGGUUAAAUUUGGACCCAGUUCAGUCUCUGACUUCACCAAAUGGAAGGUGGCGAUUUUGGCUAAGGAGUACCUGCGCUCCCUGAUAGAACCAAAGAAAGAACCAGAGAGCAAUGAGUCUACUUAUACAAAAGAGAACUGUGAAAUCUCGACUCCUACCAAGAGGAAAAAAACUGAAAUGGACACCAAAAUAACCUUGACGCCUCGCAAAAAGUUCUGCGCAGAUCUCCCAGUCUCAUCAGUUGAAGACAGUCCUCGCAAAUCUAGCCUCCGCCUCAAACCUAAGACUCUACCCCUGACCAACACCGUCAGGAUGAGCCCCCGCAAGACAAGUCAGCCUCCCUCAACCCCCACCAAAGAACAGACGAGGGCAGAGACACCCAGGAGAGCUUCUAAAAUGCCACAAACCAAAGAGGAUGGAGCUCAGAUUAAACAGAAGGAAGGUAUCAACAAAAAAGCCAAAAAGCUGCAGAGAGAUACUGACAUGCUGCCUACAGUGAAGAGCUGCAGCAAGACACAGCCAUUGUGCCUGAAGCCUCUCCAUGUACUCCAGUGCCACAGUAAACAGGACAACUCGGAGGAUUUCUCUACGCAGCUGUGGGCCUGUGCUUUCCAGCCGCUGCCAGAUUCCACUGGUGGUAGUGGAGGAAGCCGUUUGGUUGCAACCUGUGGUGGAGACUCUCUCUGUGUGAUUGACUGUGAAACGGGGAUGGUGAUGAAGAAGUACAAAGUUCCCGGGGAGGAGUUCUUCUCCCUGGCCUGGUCCACAGUGUUGAUGUCCAGGGGAGGCGGGGCCUCGGCUCAACAUUGCAGCAUUCUGGCAGCCGGUGGAAAGAGAGGCCUGGUCAAGCUGAUCCACCCCAGGAACAACGUGGCCUAUGGGGAGUUCAGAGCCAGCCGCAAGUCGCUGUCUGUCCUCCGCUUCAACCACCACCAGGGAAACUUUCUCUUCACCGGAUCAUACGAUAACAAGAUAGUAAUGUGGGACAUCGGUGGAGUGGACAGCCAGUACAACUUCAAAGUUGUUCAGCUACUGCUGUUGGAAAUCGGUGCCACCCCUCUGCACAUCUGCCUCCCUCCCACUUCCCCCAGCGCUCACCUACUGACUGCCUGCGAGGACGGCCUGCACUGCUUCAACACACAACUCGGUACCAACAACACCACAAAAAGUAGGUCCAAGGAGAUGGAGAUAAGUUUUCCCAUAUAUCAGAAGGAAGACAAAGACCAUGACUACCACACCAUUGACGGCCUGAGUUUCCUUACUGACGACAUAGUGGCCUCCAAGAACUACAUGCAUGGUUCCAUUUACUUGUGGAGCUGGAGCAGGACCAAGGCUCAGCGGCCUGACAAGAAGAGCGGGGCGGUGUGUGCCGUGGUUCUUGCUGAGCUGCAGUGGGCCAACACUGAGAUUCCCUACCUGGCUCUCAACACCUGUCCUGGCAAAGCCUACAUAGUGUGUGGUGACGACAAAGGCAGGCUAUGGACAUACCACGUCAACAACAUCCAGAACAACAGUUUCCAGACUGGGAAACCCAUAAGGCCCACUGAGGUGUUGGAAUGGCCGACGCCGGUGAGGAAGGGCCUCAGCCAAGUAGAGGGCCCCUCCAUCAACAGCGUAGCAAUGGACCCUGAGCUACACUACCUGGUGGCCCUCAGUGACAAGAAUAUGGUGAUAGUGUGGAAAAGAGAGGAGUCCUCCUGAGCAGCACAGGCACGAGACUGUAAAGUAACUCAUGAAAGGAAGUCAAACAGAUCCCUAGGGUUUUUCUACUGGAAGAAAAAAAAACAGUAGAGUGGACCAAAUGUUCAUAUUUGUGAGGCAGUACAGCAAAUGCAGUACGGAAAAUGUGAUGUAGCAUUGCGUAAACACCCAUACAGGAUGUUUUCUGAUAACACCAUCAUGCCACUAGCUGACAAAGACAGGCGGACAGACAGAUCCUCUCUGGAAUCUUGUUCUAUGCUCAUUUUCUUUGAUUUGUGCGGAGAAAGUGACUCUUAUGAUGACGCUGCAGCUACAUCUGUCAGAGCAAGCAACAGCCAGAUAGGUUGAAGGUACACUAUAACAAUAUACUUUAUUUUCUAUAUGAAUAUAUCUCGUGGAGUUCUGCGCAGGAUUGAAACUUUUAAAUUGCAGAAAUUCAUGCCGCAAAGUCAUCACUGACUUCCCUAGCAGCGUAAACUAGGGAAGAGAAAGUACUGAUUGUCGCUAUGUGACACACAAUUUUUUUUUUUUUUAAUGUAUUUUGAAAGUAUAUAAAAAAAUCUAAGAACAAAUCCAACAAGUCCAAUGAGAAAACAUGGUGUCAGUUUCAAAAAAUUAAAUGUAAUCAUUCAACAUAAUAACUUAACUCAAUUUACUGUAAAUUUGUCAUUAAAAACGAUGCAAAUACAGUAUAUGCAAAUGCAGCUGUAUUUGGCCUCAGGCAUUUUCAAUUUAGACCUUGUUUUAUAGACUCUUUAAUGUGUGCUUUUAUUUGAGUCCUUGGCUCAAGUACAUUUCAUGGUUCCAGUAUGAUUUAAGUUUUAGGCCUCAAUAUUAUAUUACCAUCUACUCAGCUGUAGUAAAAAGCUCCUAAACUCUGAUACUCUGUUACUCUGUUGUUCUUUCACUUAUGAAUAACGAGUACAAAGCCACACAUAAAUUUAUACCUGACUCUGUUGUUUCCUUCAGCUCUACACAAUGUUUUGGCCUUGUGCAGCUCACUGUUUUGGUUUUCCACUGUACGGUACCCGCAGAGGUGGGCAAAGUUAGCGACUAGCUGGUGAAUAUACUGGAGCAUUUAGCAGCUAAAUGCGCUUUUAAUCAGUGAAACUAAUUUUCAGGAACUCGUGGGUUGUUUUUUUUUUUUUUUGUGCAAUUUACACAUUGUUAGAUAUAUACUUUUUCUUUUAUUUCCAAAUGUACACGUUUUGGUUUUUUUUAAAUAACUGUGAUUGAACCUUGUCUACAGUUUAAAGGCCAUGUCUUGGACCUUGCUGUAUAAAUUUACUUUGUAAUGUUCUGAUAAGAUUAAGGAAUGCAAACACAGCAGUGUACUGUCUUUUCUGUAACGAUCAAAGAGGCAAAGUGGAGAUGCAGCCUGGCAACUGAUGCUGAGAGAAAAAAACAGUACAGCCUGUUCCUUCCUGCUUUCUGAUUAUAUCGAUCUGAACAGAAUACAUGGCAUUUAUGUCCCACAGUAAUUCUACUGUACCUAUGAUUCUGUGUACAACCCACCAUGUUUUCAUGUGAUGUGAAGUUGUAUGUGAACUAUAUUCAUUUAAUUAAAAAAAAAAUUUUUUUUUGACUUCCCGCUAAGGAAUCAAAGGACUGAAUUUUAAAAGGAACAGACCAAAGAUAUCAGUAGCCUAUUUUAUUUGAACUGUACCCUGUUGUGUAAUGAAAUCUGACUUUGUUUCUCAAUUUUACUAGAAUACAAGGUCCCCUGGCCACCGUCAAGCCGGGGACAUAAGUGUCUUAACCAUUAGUCUACCGGGAUGCCUUUGUUUGUUCUGAGAUUUAACAAA
Molecule: messenger RNA, 4127 nt
Organism: Xiphias gladius (swordfish)
Lineage: Eukaryota; Metazoa; Chordata; Actinopteri; Istiophoriformes; Xiphiidae
Gene: lrwd1
Product: leucine-rich repeats and WD repeat domain containing 1
Exons: 16
Coding region: 88-2322 (744 amino acids)
Biological process (GO): chromatin organization; establishment of protein localization to chromatin
Cellular component (GO): nuclear origin of replication recognition complex
Molecular function (GO): protein binding; chromatin binding
Source: RefSeq, a predicted model, not a curated record